Messenger RNA from Scatophagus argus, 3291 nucleotides. RefSeq names its product nucleosome assembly protein 1-like 1 (gene nap1l1). Lineage: Eukaryota; Metazoa; Chordata; Actinopteri; Scatophagidae. Gene Ontology annotation, biological process: nucleosome assembly. Gene Ontology annotation, cellular component: nucleus; chromatin. Bases 170 to 1333 code for a protein of 387 amino acids. The transcript is spliced from 16 exons. Gene Ontology annotation, molecular function: histone binding; chromatin binding. The record is from RefSeq and is a predicted model, not a curated record.
UACGUGAUGACGUCGGAUGUAUAUGAGCGCGGGCGGCGGGAUCUCUCUCUCCUUUUACCGCCAUCGGAGCGGAGUCUCUUUCUUCACCGGGACCUCUUCACUGCGCAGAGCCGCUUCGCCAGCCCAGCCUCCGGCCAGAAAUCCAAGGAUCACUUGAGACUCAGCUAGGAUGGCAGACAUUGACAACAAAGACCAGGCUGAGAUGGACCCGGCAGAUAUGGAGGAUGUGGAGGAAGUGGAAGAAGAAGAGACGGGAGAAGAUGAGAACAGCAAAGCUCGUCAGCUGACUGUGCAGAUGAUGCAGAAUCCACAGAUCCUGGCUGCACUGCAGGAGAGGCUGGACGGCCUGAAUGGCUCGCCGUCAGGGUACAUGGAAAGUUUACCAAAGGUUGUAAAGAGACGUGUAAACGCCCUCAAGAACCUGCAGGUCAAAUGUGCCCACAUUGAGGCAAAGUUCUACGAAGAAGUACAUGAGCUGGAGAGAAAGUACGCAGCCCUCUACCAGCCCCUGUUCGACAAAAGAAGUGACAUAGUGAAAGCAGCAUAUGAGCCCACAGAUGAGGAAUGUGAAUGGAAGGCGGAUGAGGAGGAAGAGCUGACAGUAAGUAAGCAGGAUGAGAUGAAGGAGAAGGCCAAGUUGGAGGAAGAAAAGAAGGACGAGGAGAAGGAAGACCCCAAAGGCAUCCCUGAAUUCUGGUUAACAGUUUUCAAAAACGUGGACCUGCUCAGUGACAUGCUGCAGGAACACGAUGAACCCAUCCUUAAACAUUUACAAGAUAUUAAAGUAAAAUUCUCAGAUCCAGGACAGCCCAUGAGUUUCACGUUAGAGUUCCACUUUGAGGCCAACGACUUCUUCACGAACACAGUGUUGACGAAAACCUACAAGAUGAGGUCGGAGCCUGACGAGAACGACCCCUUCUCCUUCGAUGGACCAGAGAUCAUGAGUUGCGCAGGUUGCACGAUCGACUGGACGAAGGGCAAGAACGUCACAUUGAAAACAAUCAAGAAGAAACAGAAGCACAAGGGUCGCGGCACAGUGAGGACGGUCACCAAGACGGUCCCAAACGACUCCUUCUUCAACUUCUUCGCCCCACCAGAGGUUCCAGAAAACGGAGAGUUGGAUGAAGACUCGGAGGCUAUCCUGGCUGCAGACUUCGAAAUUGGCCACUUCAUCCGCGAGCGCAUCGUACCUCGAGCUGUGCUUUACUUCACAGGAGAGGCCAUAGAGGACGACGAUGACGAUUACGAGGAAGAGGGAGAGGAGGCCGACGAUGAGGAAGGUGAGGAGGAGGCUGAUGAGGAGAACGACCCCGACUAUGAUCCCAAGGUUUAAGUGGUGACAGUAGAAAAAUAACCCUAUCCUGAAGGAUGCAGCCCCCCCAGCUGAGUGCAAGCAGCAGUGAAGCCUGGCCUGGCUGCCUCGAGGAUCAACUGCACUGUAACGGCUUCUCAAAUUAAAACAAAAAGAUUAAAAAAAAAAAAAAAUAGUUACUUACGGCCUUAUAAUGUUUUGUAUUUUUCUUGGUAGAAAUUUGAAGAAAAAAAAAUUUCAAGAUUUUUGUUACAAAAACUCAUGGUAACAUACUGGGAGCUGUGUAGCUCAAUAUACAUAGUAUUUUACUAGACCUGUUCUUUCCUUCUUCUCCUGUACAAUAGAUAGAAUACAGGGAAAAAAAAAAACUCCCUCGAAAAGCAUGAACUUGUUUCUUCACUGCUAAAACUAGUUUGGGUUCUUGUGAAGUCUUUUGUUGUUUUUGCUCUUAGACAACAGCUGUGGUUUAGACUGCAUCGCGGUAACGUCAAUUUAUAAAUUCCCCCACCCCCCUUUUCCUUCCUCUUACCAAAGUUCCAGGUUGGUCAGUUCUGGUUGUCCCAGGUGAAACCUUUUUGAUUUUACUCUUAGUGGGGCCUUUAGCACUUGUUAAAAACACUGUAGCAUUUCCAGCUCUAAUGAGGGAGUACCGAUGGGUGACCUGCAGCCGGGUGUCUGUUCCAGUUUAUCUAAUCUUGCUGAGCAUGAGAUCCGGAGUUGGUGUUUUUGGCCACUUCCUGCGCCACUUGUGCUCAAUUACUUUCCACUCUUGAUACAUUCCAGUAAGCGGACUGGCAGGCACCUUCGGUAAAGGGAAGCCUAUUUCUCUUUAACUGGACAGACUCCUCUAAACUGAACAAAAAUGAAGUUUGCUUCGACUUCUUUUUCCACACAAAAGGUAGCUCCCAGGGCUUGGCACAACCUGGUCGAGUCGUUAAACAUUCCAGAGGAUUCUUCAGAUGCGGAAGGGGAUUGGACAGUUUGUCGGGAUGGCCAGUUCAAGGCCACCCAGCCACAGUAACCCAGUGCUUCAGGCUCCUCGUAGGCUCGCAGUGGCGUGGCUGUCGUAUUUUCUAUAGCACUUUGUAUUAGUGUGUGGUGUACCAGUGGCGUCCUUGUCAUCGGUUAGCUGUCUGAGUAUUCCUUGUGAGCAGCACUUUGUUUGACGCCUUCUGCCUGAACGGUGCUGUGACCCCACUCUGUAGAGUUCAACUUGUGCUAUCGGGUUUCGAAGUGCAUUACCUUUCUGACCGGGGGAGGCACAGUUAGCCUGUUCAGAGGACUAGACAGACAGGGAUUUCCCACUUUGGGAUCAAAGUACAUCUGUCUGUCUAUCUGAGAGGAUUUGUUUGAACAGGGUUGGGCGGAUGUAGCACAGCAAAUGACGAGGAAAGGCCAAACCAGGUGUUGGAGCUGUCUGUCGACAUCACUCCCCUUUUUCCCCCAUAAGUUUAACAUUUACCUCUUGUGUCGUCAAUUUGUGUCUGGUCAGGUGACUCACACGGACCUCAGCCCAGCCCCUGAGGUCUUGGUUCCUUUUUAUCACUGUGAAAGUAAGAGGGGAAGUGUGAUAAGGCCAUUGUGUUGGCCAAUGACCCACCACCCUCCCUACCCUGAAGUCCUUCCUUUGUUACCCAGAAGGCCACAGAGAAGCAUGUCAGAGCAAUACUUAAAGUCAGGAGGGGGACCGAGAAGAAACCGUAGCCUGCCUCCCCUCCCUGUCCGUUCUUAAUGCCUUUUUAGUUGUGAAAACAGCCAAGCGUUGGUUGUGUUGGGCAGUAUUGUGUCCACUGUGGAGCGCCAGGGUACUUCUCAUUCUGCAGGGAGUAUUCAGAUCAUGUUUGUUGGAAAAAGACAUGAAAGGGUUUCUGUAGGGUCCUUCUGAGCAGCUGUUGUCAAGGCAAAAUGCUAUGCUACAAAAAUACUAAUGUACUCAAUAACUGUACGUGUAUGUUCAUGAAUAAAUUGGUUAAACAUGA